Messenger RNA from Drosophila eugracilis, 5546 nucleotides. RefSeq names its product neuronal acetylcholine receptor subunit alpha-7 (gene nAChRalpha7). Gene Ontology annotation, biological process: monoatomic ion transmembrane transport; signal transduction; chemical synaptic transmission. The transcript is spliced from 15 exons. Lineage: Eukaryota; Metazoa; Arthropoda; Insecta; Diptera; Drosophilidae. The record is from RefSeq and is a predicted model, not a curated record. Bases 1390 to 3066 code for a protein of 558 amino acids. Gene Ontology annotation, molecular function: acetylcholine-gated monoatomic cation-selective channel activity; transmembrane signaling receptor activity. Gene Ontology annotation, cellular component: synapse; postsynaptic membrane; neuron projection.
UUCGUCGUGUCUGCUCUGCCCUGCCGCUGUUGCUGUUGCUGUUGCCUCUAACUACAACUGCUACUGCUGCCGCUGCUGCUACUACUACUACUACUAGUACUGCUGCUGUCACUGCUACUGUGUGUUCAACAGUGAGAAAUGCUGUUGUGGUAGUUUUUGGAUAUUUUUGCGGUAUCGUACGCCUUUUGCUAUCACAGCCAUUCAGUCGAGUGCGUGGUCGUGAACGAAUCGGUCGAAGAAAUAGUCACACAGCUGCUGCUGCUGCUGCUCAUCUCUUCUCUUGUGCCAAAGGAGAAAAAAAGGCAAAAGCAAAAGAAAAAAAACACAACUAAUCAAAAGGAAAUCUGCACAAACAUAAUAAAAGAUUGAGAUUCGGAAAAUGUGCAAAACUAACUAAAUCGAAAAAUGUGUGCACAAAAUCAGUGACAAAAUCUUCGAGCGCGCCGUAAAAUGUUUACAUAAAAUAAUUAUCAACGAACAUUUUUUUAAAGGUGUAAAAACAAAUAUAUAUAUAGAUAAAGUUAUAUAUAUAUAUAUAUAUAUAUAUAUAUUAAAAUAUAUAUAUAGAUGCUAUUUUUUUGUAUAAGUUUUGUGCCUCCCAAGCGCCAUGAACCCGUGGCGUGUCAAGUUCCUUGAGCAAGCGGUCAGUAAUAAUAUAAACACUUACCGAUAGAUAGUGCCAAGCCCCACUACGAUUGCUAUCCAUUGCUUUCCCCAAUUCCUUUACAUCAAUUUUAGAAAACUAAUCAUUCGCCCAAGUGUUUUUGAACUGUUUUUGUUCUUUUUUUAAAUUGUUGGCCAAGCUUUUGGAACAUCUUGGCCAAGUUCUAUGAGAUAAUAACAAGAGCAACAACAACAACAACAACAACUAACAAAAAAAUCUGUUUCAAUGGAGCUAUACAAUAUGCAAAAAUCUAUGCAAAUAUUAUGACUGCCUGUCAAAAAUGGAUCGGCGUGUAAAUAGAUUACAAUAUGGUUGCCAAUAAGAAAGGAAACAACAAUCAAAUCUAUAAGGAAACAUAUUUAGAGUGAAAGCCAAUUGUGAGGCGAAAACAAUAUGAGAAGUCAAUCAAAAUCAGAAAGCUAACGAAAAGCAUUAGUGAACGAAUUAGAGGAAAGUCUCAAAUGGAUCCAAUGAGUUGGUCAAUAACUGUCAAUAAGCAGUAGAGAGAGAGACAGAGAAGAAAUUCAAUUCAAACCACAUACUCGUACAAGAACAUACUAUAAUAUACUAUAUACCAGGACCACAAUCAAUCAAAAUGCAAAACUAUGGAAGUGAACUUAAAGGAGGCUGAUUGAAUAGGACUCUCGCUAAGUUUCAUUUCCGCGCCAUUAUAACAUCCCAAGAAUUAAACGGAGGAACCCAAAAACGAGUUAAGUUAGUAAGAUAUGAAGAAGCAAUCACUUAGUCGAUCGGACAAUCCAUUCUGCUCUAGUCAGGAAACCAACAUGAGCUUCCCACAGCCGCACACAUUGCCGGAGGCACCAGCUAACGGUGGUAAAAUGCUCGUUUAUGGCCUGGGUCUUCUAAUUAUGAUACCGGCUUGUACGGCUGGUCCCCAUGAAAAGAGGUUGCUGCACGCCCUUCUGGACAAUUAUAACAGCUUAGAACGUCCGGUGGUCAACGAAUCCGAUCCAUUACAACUGAGCUUCGGACUAACACUCAUGCAGAUUAUCGAUGUGGACGAAAAGAAUCAACUGUUAAUAACAAAUAUUUGGCUCAAAUUGGAAUGGAAUGACAUGAAUCUGAGAUGGAAUUCUAGCGAAUUCGGGGGUGUACGCGAUCUGCGGAUUCCACCACAUCGAUUGUGGAAACCAGAUGUUCUAAUGUACAAUAGUGCGGAUGAAGGCUUUGAUGGAACGUAUGCCACAAAUGUGGUAGUUCGUAACAAUGGAAGCUGCCUGUACGUACCGCCUGGUAUAUUCAAAUCAACAUGCAAGAUCGAUAUUACGUGGUUUCCAUUUGACGAUCAAAGAUGUGAAAUGAAGUUUGGUUCAUGGACCUACGAUGGUUUUCAGUUGGACUUGCAAUUACAAGACGAAGCCGGAGGAGAUAUUUCUAGCUUUAUAACCAAUGGCGAAUGGGAUUUGUUAGGUGUGCCCGGUAAACGAAAUGAAAUCUACUAUAAUUGCUGCCCAGAACCUUAUAUUGACAUAACAUUCGCCAUUUUGAUAAGACGCAAGACAUUGUACUAUUUUUUCAAUCUGAUUGUGCCGUGCGUACUGAUCGCUUCGAUGGCACUGCUAGGGUUUACACUGCCACCAGAUUCUGGUGAAAAGCUUUCGCUUGGAGUUACAAUUUUAUUAUCGCUUACAGUCUUCCUUAAUAUGGUGGCCGAAACAAUGCCAGCAACCUCAGAUGCAGUGCCAUUACUUGGAACUUAUUUCAAUUGCAUUAUGUUUAUGGUGGCCUCAUCAGUUGUGUCAACCAUACUUAUCCUCAAUUAUCAUCAUAGAAAUCCAGAUACGCAUGAAAUGAGUGAAUGGAUAAGAGUAAUAUUCCUUUAUUGGUUACCUUGCAUAUUGCGCAUGCAAAGACCCGGACAGGUUGGCUACGAAUGUCCGCCGCCGCCCUCUUCGUCGAGUUCAUCUAAUUCUGGCGAGAAAAAGCAACAGAUUCAAAACGUUGAGCUCAAGGAGAGAUCGUCCAAGUCUCUGCUGGCCAAUGUUCUCGAUAUAGACGAUGAUUUUCGAUGUAAUCAUCGCUGUGCCAGUGCCACUUUGCCUCACCAGCCGACCUAUUACAGGACGAUGUACAGGCAAGGGGAUGACGGCAGCGUGGGACCCGUGGGACCAGCUGGUCCUGUUGUCGAUGGGCGAUUGCACGAAGCCAUUUCCCACACCUGUCUGACCUCCUCAGCAGAAUACGAACUGGCGCUGAUACUUAAAGAACUGCGUUGGAUAACAGAACAGCUAAAAAAAGAGGACGAGACAAGCGACAUAACACGAGAUUGGAAGUUUGCUGCCAUGGUCGUCGAUCGUUUGUGCCUUAUUAUUUUCACUUUAUUUACUAUUAUCGCAACACUUGCUGUCUUAUUUUCAGCACCACAUUUCAUUUUCCCGUAAGCGAGAAAAUGCAAUGCAGUGGGAAACAAAAAACAAGAAGAGCAGAAUGUGACAGGCUACAGAAGUUUUUUGUGGUUUAUUGUGAAGUAUAUAUUGAAGCCAAUCAAAAUAUUAGGAACAAAGCAAAAUGAAUUCAACAACAACAACAACAAACCGAGAACCUAAGCUUUUCAAACUGAAAUACUUUGACAGUCAAAGAGUUUUGCUAUUUAACAUUUUUUAUAUUUUUAAAGAUGUGUCUGAUGGUUAUAAAAUAUUAUAAUUAAUUGAGAUAGUAACGUAUGUACGUAUGUGAAUGCAUUUUGUAUAAAAAAAAAAACAGAAAACAAAAAACCAAAACAAAAACCAAAAAAAACAAAACUAAAGUAAUGUCGGGAUAAUAACAAUAACUAUAUCUGGGCAUCAAAAUGAUGUACGUUGCCGUGUACAUUGAUUUUUGCCCAUUAGAUACAACACCAAAAAAAAAAAGCAGAGGUUUCUAUAUCUAAAUCGCGUAUCCCUUGUAGAUGCAAUACACCUUCCAACCACCAACUCCAACUUCCAUUAAACCGACUCGAAGGAUAUACAUAUGUAUACAGCUUCAUACUAUUGUUAAACAUAUUAAAUUUAGUACUUAAAUAGUCUGUAUGUAAUGUUUCAAUUAUUGCCUCAACCCAUUUUGGUUGUAUAAUUUCAAGUUUUCAUUUUCGGUUUAUUUUUCAGAAAUUUCAAUCCCAAAAGCUAUAGAAGCGUUUUUAAACAAACGCAGAACUGUAUACAAAUGUGUUGCUAUGAUAUAAAAAGGAUUAGCAAUAUGCUAAACCAAGACAGAACAAAUGCAAAUUGAACGACAACAAAAGUGAAUUGUGAAAAUUGUUCCCGGUAAGAAAGUAAACUUCAAUACAAACAAAAUGAAAAUGUCAUUUCAAUGAAAAAUGAUCGCACAAUAAAUUCAUAAAUACUAACAAAGCCGUCAAAAUUGAAUGCAAAAACAAAAUAAACACACUAACUCACACACAGUUACAACACACACACACACACACACAGUUGUGAGAAAAGAAUACUAUUAAAAAAAAACAAAGAAUACUUGCUAAAUUUAUCGAAUUGCACUCUGCAAAUAACCAAGAAACUAAAACACAAACAAAACACUGAUUGCAUUUUAAGAAGAUAUAUGCAUAUGCAGUGCCAAACACGAUUAGGCACAGUACACAGAGGAGGGGAAGAAAAAUAUUUGCUAGCCAUUAGUAAGAAAAAAACAUAACAAAUAAUAUAUAUAGAUGCCAAAUAGCUAACACACCGAUUUCAUCAAGUCUUUCCUGCUGGUUACACUCAGCAGCUAAAAAAAAAACGGUGCUUCAAUAUAAAAAUACGGGUGCUUCGAUAUAUAGUAGGCGCCAAAUAUUAAUUUUAACUUUGUAAAGUUAAUUGGCAAUACAAAUGGAAAUCAAAAAGGGUUUGUUGUCUAGAAUGUUAUAAAGCAUUGAGAGUAAAGAUAUUUAAAUCCUAAAUAACAAUGGUAGUGUAGUUAAUUUGAAGUUCAAGCUGAAAAAAAUGAAAUGAAACUUCAAUUUCAAUUUUGAAUCUUCGAAAUUCGCUUUUGCAAUAUGGAAAAUAAUAAAUAAUAUUGGCAACUGUUCGCAUAUAUGGCUAUGCACAUAUUUGUAGCACUUUUAUGCCCGUUUCAGAGCCAGUGUUUUUCCUUCAGUGAUAAAUUGCGGAUUCAUUUUAACACUUUAACACUUUGACACUUUUGACCCUAAAGCAAUAAUAGGACAACUUUUCGCUAGCAAAGAUUGGUUUUUCUAUCUGAGUACUGGACUUAAAGGCAAAAACGAGCAUAACUUAUCUUAAACAAAACCAAAACAAAAAGCUAACAUAAUUUGAAAAAAGAAAAACCACACACAUAAGCUAAAAAAUUGUAUGAUAAUGUUAAACACAAGUAUAAAGUUAACUAUUUUUAAAUGAAAAACAAAAAAAAAAACAAACAGAACAGAAGAGUGUCAACAGCAACGAAAGUCGAAUAUAAAGAGCGUUAAAGAAAAGAUAUUUGAAAAGAGUAUAGUUUUCAGAGAGAAUGGAUCGCAGAUAUUCAUAAAAAUACGAAUGACAAAAAAAUAUAUCACUACAGUCAAGCUUCCAUAACUCAACCUUCCCUAGCUCGAAUAAUACUCACUAAGUCGAACUAAAAUUAUUGGCAAGAACAUUUUUAUUCUAUAACCACAGAUCGAACUUUUUUUUUUGAUGACAGAUGAUGGUGGUUCGUGUUAUAGAAGUUCGACUGUAUUCUUUAAAUUCCCAAAAUAUAUAAAAAAAAAAAUAAAAAACAAGUGCAAGUUAGAAUACAAGUUAGACUUAACACAUUUUUAAACUAAAAUUAAAACAGCAAAAAGUUAACAGAAAAUUCACGAGAACAGUAAAAAAAAAAAGAAAACUAGAUUAAACAAAAAAGUAUGUAAGACCGAAACUGGAAACAAUAAAAUGUUUACAUUUUAGCUAGUGCA